This is a messenger RNA of Juglans microcarpa x Juglans regia, 1090 nucleotides long. Its product is annotated as zinc finger protein 5-like. The coding region runs from base 31 to 858 and encodes 275 amino acids. The transcript has a single exon. Gene Ontology annotation, biological process: cytokinin-activated signaling pathway; trichome differentiation; trichome morphogenesis. Gene Ontology annotation, molecular function: DNA-binding transcription factor activity; transcription cis-regulatory region binding. Gene Ontology annotation, cellular component: nucleus. NCBI's taxonomy places the organism in Eukaryota, Viridiplantae, Streptophyta, Magnoliopsida, Fagales, Juglandaceae. The record is from RefSeq and is a predicted model, not a curated record.
UCGAUCGAUCCUUUUCAAUUAAUUAGAGCGAUGACAAAGGGUGAGUCUAAUCCAUCAUCUCCCAUAUGGGAUGUAGAAAAUGGACAUUCUGCUGCUUCUUGUGCUGAUGAGAAGAAACUCAAAUUAUUUGGUUUUGAUCUGAAGCCAUAUUAUAAAAAGAUCAAGAACGAGAGCAAUCUGAAAGGCCAUGCGGAUGGAGAUUAUGAGAGUGUAAACUCAUCUUCAACAUCAGCUUCCUCUGGAAGAGAUCAGAAACCAGCUUCCAAGGAUGGAAGCUUAGCAGCCGGGGGCCCUGCAGAUGACAAUAAAAGAUUUGAGUGCCAAUAUUGUUUCAAGGAAUUCGCAAAUUCACAGGCAUUGGGAGGCCAUCAAAAUGCCCAUAAGAAGGAGAGGAUGAAGAAGAAGAGGUUGCAGCUUCAAGCCAGGAAGGCCAGCAGUAUCAACUGUUACCUACAACCUCUGAAAAACAACCUGCUGCAUGGUUUUGCAUCCAACGGUCCUAUCCCUUUGCUUUACGGUAGUACUCCCCCAUCCUGUAGUGCUACUCAUGAUCAUCAGUUCAAACUCUAUGAUCAUGAAUCUCAGAUUUGUUUCAAUCCCUUUGAUGAUCAUCAAGAUACCCUGCAUCUUAGAACUGGGUCAAGGUUAUCAAAGUGGUAUGCUGUACCUGCUGCUCACAUAUCUUUCCAACAAGAUUCACGUUCCUUCAGUUUAACACAUAGUACUGACAGAUCCGGAGAUCAGAACAGGCAUGCAGUUGUCUUUAAGCCUUCUUCUCCUUUAUCCUCUUCCCAGCAGAGUUUUAAAUCUCUGGAUCUUCAAUUAGGUCUAGGCAUUCAAUCAAAUAUACGAAGCUAGCUCCUUUAGAAGUACUGUCUUGUAAAUAUGUCAAUUUAUAUACACAGUAUAUUUAUGUAUAGGUUUUUACUCUUUAGUGCCAUGUCUUGAUCUCCAGUACUAGCUUGGAUUCUUUGAAAUCUUUCAUGUAAGUACUACAAAACCAUAUGAAACAUGAUCGUGAUCAUGUAUGGCUAGCUGCAUAUUAUUAUCUCAGCAUGAAUGUCAUAUUACCAAGAAACAUACAUGAGAU